Messenger RNA from Eremomyces bilateralis CBS 781.70, 1299 nucleotides. RefSeq names its product S-adenosyl-L-methionine-dependent methyltransferase. Lineage: Eukaryota; Fungi; Ascomycota; Dothideomycetes; Eremomycetales; Eremomycetaceae. The record is from RefSeq and is a predicted model, not a curated record. Gene Ontology annotation, molecular function: O-methyltransferase activity. Bases 1 to 1299 code for a protein of 432 amino acids. The transcript is spliced from 5 exons.
AUGGCUUUUCAGCGGGUGCCGACGUUGGUUCAGCUAGCAAAACGAAUCUUAACGAAUGCCAAAUCUCUGGAAGCGUCGGUCGCGGCCAGUCCUACCUUUCAAAAUGAUACAAUGCAAAGACUACCCGAACCCGUCGACUCGGUGCGCAAGGAGAUCAUAGAUGGAACAAACCUACUCAAUUCUCUGGUCCGCGGGGGAGCUGGUCCAUUUGGCCGGAUCCAACAUACCACAUCCUUCACAUACCUAAAUGAACUCAGCCUCCAGGCCGUCUACAGAUAUAGGAUUCCACAGAAUGUCCCAGUGGACCAGUCGAUAUCCUUCACGGAUCUAUCCAAGAAGGUCGGAGUCGAGGAGAGCAAACUGGUGCGCCUUCUUCGCCACGCCAUGACAUAUCACAUGUUUUAUGAACCGAAGAAGGGUUCCAUUGCCCAUACCGUGGAUUCGCGUGCAUUGUUGGAUGACCCAACCUUGUAUGAUUUCGUUGGAACAUGCAUUGAAGACCUCCGUCCUGCAUCUUCCAAAGUUCUGGACGCGUUCAAGAAGUGGCCUCAAUCAGAAGAGAUGAACCACUGCGGUUUUAGUCUUGCCUGGGAUACCGAUAAGCCGAUGUAUGCGUAUCUGCGGGAUCAUCCCGAGCGCAUGCGUCGAUUUGCCGGAUUGAUGGCCCGUACGACUCAGCCUUCAAGUAUUCGUGCGGCUACGCUUGUAGGCUCAGCUUACCCAUGGCAAGACCUCAAAUCCGGCACUGUGGUUGAUAUUGGCGGCGGGAAUGGCCAUAUCAGCGUCGCUAUCGGAGAGUCACACCCACACCUGGAUUUCAUUAUACAGGACUUGCAACAAAUGCCCAAGGAGGUUCAAGAAAAGGCGGUUCCACAAGCAUUGAAGUCGAAGGUGCAGUAUCAGCAGCACAACUUCUUCGCACCGCAGCCGGUCAAAGGGGCAGUCGCUUACAUGUUGAUGCAAAUCCUCCACAACUGGAGCGACAAGUACUGUGUCCAGAUUUUGCAGCAGUUAAUCCCCGCUCUGGAGCCUGGGGCGAGGAUCAUCGUCAUCGAUCGAGUGAUUCCGGAGAGAGGGGAGGUCCCUGAUGUGGAAUAUCAUGAGGUUUUGACUCUGGAUUUAAUCAUGAUGCAACUUUUCAACGCACGGGAAAGGUCACUGGAGGAUACGAAGAAAAUGUUCGCCUUGGCGGACCCGAGAUUCAAAUGGGUUGGUGCAUAUAGAGUUGGACCAGGACCUUACACUAUGCUGGAGGCCAUUUGGGCCCCUGAUGAGGUCCAUGACACCCCCACCAAUUAG